GAAAUUAGGAGGAAACAAGUCUUGUUAACAAAGGGGAAAAAUAAUUUCAGUCUGGUUUUCAAAUCUGAAAUUCAAGAAAGAAUGGCCGAAAGCAAAGAGAUAUCAUCUGCGUACGAUCUUAAUGCAAAGUGGGAUGCGUAUCUUGAUUUGGGUGUUCGUCGAUUCGUAUACUCCUCUGCCACCGGCGCUCUUGCUGCCCUACUCCUCUUCCGUUCUCCUGCUACACGUUGGGCAUCUGUUGCUUUUGGUGCAGGAGUGGGUAUCGGAUCUGCAUACUCAGAGUGCUCUCACAAGUUUGAUGAAGGCCAACAACAACCUCGUAUCUAAGGAUUGAUGACCAUGAACUUGUCAGGGAUAUUAUGGUAAUUAGCUUGUGUUCAAUGCCUCAAGAAUUUAUUUAGUAAACUCUGUUGAGAUCUUGUAAUUUCUUAUCUUAAUCAUUGUGAAAUGCAACUGGUGUAUGUUUGUUGCAUGAGUUACAAGAUUGUUAUAUAAAAAAAAAAAAGGGGGAGUAUUUGAUA
Molecule: messenger RNA, 521 nt
Organism: Lactuca sativa (garden lettuce)
Lineage: Eukaryota; Viridiplantae; Streptophyta; Magnoliopsida; Asterales; Asteraceae
Source: RefSeq, a predicted model, not a curated record